Molecule: messenger RNA, 570 nt
Organism: Penicillium odoratum
Lineage: Eukaryota; Fungi; Ascomycota; Eurotiomycetes; Eurotiales; Aspergillaceae
Product: gamma-glutamylcyclotransferase family protein
Exons: 1
Coding region: 1-570 (189 amino acids)
Source: RefSeq, a predicted model, not a curated record
AUGGAAAUGAAGUCCUGGUACCCGACCGAUUUCAAACAAGCAUUAAGCAACACAAUUCCCGAAGAAGACAUGGCAAUCUACCUCCAGCGACCAGGUAGCUCCCCACGCUUUGUAUACGGAGUCUUGAUGCUCCCCACCGUUCUGAAAUACUAUAUCAACCUUGAACAAUGUUACGAAAUCCACACCGCUAUGACUCAAGCCACAUUACCUGGAUACCAACUACAUCAAUUUGCAGAGUCAAGCUCGCCAGUCAUCGCACCUUCACCAGAUCCCAAAGCCAUGGUGGAGGGAAUGCUCAUUUUUAAUCUCGACGAGCAUCAACGAAACGCUCUUUAUGAAUUUGAGGCUGGGCUGAUGUGUCUGACCAGCGUGCAAGUGGAUAUUUGUCAGAAAGAUACAGGUCAGAUGCACUACCUUCGCACUGUGGAUGCUGGGGCUUUUACUUGGACCAAUUCCACACUUGGACUGGCGCGAAUCAGAGACUCGUCGUGGGGGAUUAGUGAGUUCUUGAACAGUCCGUUCUAUCAGUACAUGUCCCAAUCCCAGGAUCGAACCAGUGUUCGGCUUUAG